Gregarina niphandrodes is the source of this 360-nucleotide messenger RNA. RefSeq lists its product as hypothetical. The record is from RefSeq and is a predicted model, not a curated record. NCBI's taxonomy places the organism in Eukaryota, Apicomplexa, Conoidasida, Eugregarinorida, Gregarinidae. Bases 1 to 360 code for a protein of 119 amino acids. The transcript has a single exon.
AUGACGUUGGUGCGUGAGCAGGCAAACUGGAAUCCGUAUUCUUUGUUCGGCACGGGCGUCCGGGUGGUUCAAUUCGAGGACGUAUUCCAGACGCCAGACUUUCAUGAAGUGUCCGAACUCAAGCGUCAGUCCGCCGGCCGUGAAAACCGUAUGAUGCGGUGGUAUAAUGACCAGGCCUCCUGUGGCUUCAACGAAGGCGAAGGUAUGACCUCCGACCAAUUGGACCGUAUGGUCCUUGCACUUAGCAAAACUUAUGAUCUGAGCGAUAUCGCCUACGAUUCCAAGUGGACGCCCUGCACUGAAGAAUGCAACCACUCCAUCAGCCGGAAACAACCCUGGUUCAAAGCAGAACCCCUAUGA